UCUGGCUCUGAUCUGGACGACCCUCUCGGCACAUUCGACCUCGCUGCCCUCCAGCCCUGUCCGGCACUGAUCGACCGCUGAUAUCCCAAAGCAUCCGACCAACCGCCACAACAUCAACCACAUUUGAGCUCUGUCGGCAGGCCAUGAGCAACUCCCCCUCGGCGUCGUCCUCUGUCCCGACUCCACAACCUGCAGUUGCGGCAUCUACUCCCGCACCUACUGCACCGAACCUCGCCGGUGGGAGCAGACCGGCCAAGAAACCCUCGAAUCAGCACAAAAUAUCGGCUGCGACGACAAGUGCCAAGAGGAUCCAAAAGGAGCUGGCCGAGAUCAGUCUCGAUCCUCCAUGCAACUGCAGCGCUGGCCCGAAAGGCGACAAUCUCUAUGAGUGGGUAUCCACCAUCAUGGGUCCUGGCGGGUCGCCCUAUGCUGGCGGUGUGUUCUUUCUGGAUAUCAGCUUCCCUGAGGACUAUCCGUUCCGGCCCCCAAAGGUUACGUUCCGGACCCGAAUCUAUCACUGCAACAUCAACAGCAUGGGCGCCAUCUGCCUGGAUAUUCUGAAGGACAACUGGAGUCCUGCGUUGACAAUUUCCAAGGUGCUGCUGUCGAUCUGCUCUCUCAUGACGGACGCCAAUCCACACGACCCUCUGGUUGGAAGCAUCGCUCAGCAGUAUAUCCAUGAGCGCGACGAACAUGAUCGGAUCGCCCGGGACUGGACCAAGCGAUAUGCCUGUUGACCCCAAUCAGGCUCAGAGGGCAUGGAAGGCUGCUGGAGUCGAGGCAGAGUGCGCGACGCUGAAGCAUAGGCCAGUCCAGAAGUCGCUGUUAGCGGAUGUGAUGAGCAUCAACCGAGCCAUGCUCUCAAUACAGCGCCUUUGGAGUCACUUGCAAUGGUCCAUGUCCGCUGUUUGCCGACAGAAUGUUUGGAG
Molecule: messenger RNA, 929 nt
Organism: Polychytrium aggregatum
Lineage: Eukaryota; Fungi; Chytridiomycota; Chytridiomycetes; Polychytriales
Product: ubiquitin-conjugating enzyme/RWD-like protein
Exons: 6
Coding region: 144-737 (197 amino acids)
Biological process (GO): protein polyubiquitination
Cellular component (GO): nucleus
Molecular function (GO): ubiquitin conjugating enzyme activity
Source: RefSeq, a predicted model, not a curated record